This is a messenger RNA of Andrographis paniculata, 2335 nucleotides long. RefSeq lists its product as uncharacterized. The record is from RefSeq and is a predicted model, not a curated record. Lineage: Eukaryota; Viridiplantae; Streptophyta; Magnoliopsida; Lamiales; Acanthaceae. The transcript has 3 exons. Bases 82 to 2232 code for a protein of 716 amino acids.
GGUGUAUAUAAAUGGGUCAUAAGUCGAGAAGGAGACGUGUUUUUCGUUCAAUUAAUUGUUCCAAAGUCAACAGCACAAACAAUGGUGGUGAGGAUGAUCAAAUGGAGGCCGCCAUGGCAGCAGCCAUCCCUCUGCUCCGAGAAAUUCCAGACCAAAAUCACCGUCCAUCACCUCCGAGGCCUUCCCCAACCAAACGAGGAUUCUCAGAAAUCCUUUUAUUCGGUUGGUAUCAAGUGGAAAGGCAGUUCCAAGGGAAUCCGAAUCGGUUUCCUUUUUCAGCGAACAGUGAGAAGGAAUUUCACCAAGGAAGAGCUUCUAAACGACGACGGGAUUGUCGAUUGGGAAGAACAUUUUUGCUCUCUCUGCAACUUUUCCGCGUACAAGGAAGGCGCCUUUCAUCCAUGGGAGGUUUCGUUUACGGUUUUCGCUGCUUCAAAGCAAGGGGCUGCCGAUAUAGUCCCGGUGAUCGGCACUGCAUCCUUGAAUCUAGCAGAGUUUGCAUCCGAAUCCGAUAAACACAGCCAGGAAAUCGACAUUCCAUUGUCUAUACUUGAUGAUCCUCCUAUUGGUAGCAGCACUCCCAUCCUCCAUCUAUCGAUUGAUCUUGUAAAAUGGAGAAAUCCUGAUGGGCCAUCUGGUACAACGCCAAAACCACCUGUUCUAUCGUUCCCACGGUCUCCUUGUUACGGAGAAGUUCUUUCUACUGAGAAAUCAGAAAACAUCCCGGCUCGCAAAACAAGCCCGAGAGGUGUGAAUGUGAAUAACAUCUUGAAGGGGUUGUAUUCCCUGAGGGCUAAGCGGCCAAGCCACGACGAGGGCAGUGACGGAAGGAACAUCUCUGACACAGAUUUCAAUUCCACACUCGACACAGAUUCGUCGGAUGGCUCAUACGAAGCAGCAGUCUUGGAGGAACCAAAUGAGCAGAACCCUUCUGUCGGGAAAUCAUUAAGUUACGAGACUUUGGCAUAUGCAAAUCAUGUUGGAGGAGCAGCCGGUUACACGAACACGAGCGGUAGCAGCGAGGACGAUGAUUUUGUUUAUUUCAGCCACCGCCGAUCGGAUGCCUCCCCUAUCUCGGUUUUGGAUUGUCCCGUUUCGUCCAAUCCGAAGCGCGGACUUCUCCCAUGGAGAAAAAGGAAACUAGGUUUCAGUUCCCGUAAAGGAGAGCCGUUAUUGAAGAAAUAUUACGGGGAAGAAGGCGGAGACGACAUUGAUCACGACCGCAGGCAGCUGAGCUUCUCGGAUCGGAACGCAAACGAUGAAGCGUACGUCGGUGAAUUUGACGAGGAUAGUUUCACGGUGGGUGAAUGGGAGCAGAAGGAGAUAACGAGCCGCGACGGAGUAACGAAAUUAAAAACGCAAGUUUUCUUGGCUUCGAUCGACCAGAGGAGCGAACGAGCCGCGGGCGAAGGCGCAUGCACGGCUCUCGUGGCCCUUGUUGCUCAUUGGCUCCACUCCAACCCCGGCGUGAUGCCCGUCAAGUCCCAAUUCGACGCUCUUAUACGCGACGGUUCGCUGGAGUGGAGGAAUCUCUGCGAGGACGAGGUUUACGCGGGAAAAUUCCCGGACAAGCAUUUCGAUCUCGAGACGAUCCUCGAGGAGGCUAGAGUGCGGCCGGUGUCGCUAGUCCCCGAGAAAUCGUUUGUGGGGUUCUUCGAGCCGGACGGGUUGGAUUUCUUGGAAGGUGCGAUGACGUUCGACGGCAUUUGGGAUGAGAUCAGCGGGCGGGCGUCGGAGAUGUGCGCGCGGAGUGAGGCGUUGGUGUACAUAGUGAGCUGGAACGACCAUUUUUUUGUGGUGAAGGUGGAAUGGGAUAGGUAUUACGUAAUCGAGACGUUGGGGGAGAGGCUUGAGGAGGGCGGGAGGCAAGCCUUCAUCUUGAAGUUCGAUAAAGAUACGACGAUGAUGACGACGACUACAAUUGAAGAGGAUGAUGAAGCUCCAGCAAUGGAGGAAAACGAAAUCGAAAACGACAAGGACGAGAAAAGGGUAAUACCAAUAGCAAGAAGAAGGACAAGUAGUGUUAAGGGGAAAGAGACGUGCAGAGAGUACAUGAAGAAGUUUAUGGCGGCAAUUCCGAUUAGGGAAGUGCAGGAGGAUAUCCUCAAGAAGAAAAGGGAAAGGGAAAGGGAAAGGGAAAUGGAAUUGGAAAUGCCUCUACUUCUUAGCCAGCUGCAUCACCGUCGCCUGCAGAUAGAGUUUCAUUACACACAAACAAACACAAUCCCUUAACCUAACCUGGUUGAUAAUGAUAACCAAACCAAACACAAAACCAACCCUCCCCACUAACCAUAUAUACCAAACAAUAAUAUAAUAACAAUAACCACUUUUGUUA